Messenger RNA from Ceratotherium simum simum (southern white rhinoceros), 780 nucleotides. The record is from RefSeq and is a predicted model, not a curated record. NCBI's taxonomy places the organism in Eukaryota, Metazoa, Chordata, Mammalia, Perissodactyla, Rhinocerotidae.
AUGGAGCACUGGAACUCCACUCUGGAAAGUGGCUUCAUAUUGAUGGGGAUUCUGAAUGACAGUGGGUCUCCUGAGCUGCUCUGUGCCACAAUUGCAGUCCUGUACAUGUUGGCCCUGACCAGCAAUGGCCUGCUGCUCCUCGUCAUCACAAUGGAUGCCCAGCUCCACGUGCCCAUGUACCUCCUGCUCAGGCAGCUCUCACUCAUGGACCUCCUCUUCACAUCUGUUGUUGCUCCCAAGGCCAUCGUGGAUUUUCUGCGUAGUGAAAAUACCAUCUCCUUUGGGGGUUGUACCCUUCAGAUGUUCCUGGCACUGACGCUGGGUGGUGCAGAGGACCUCCUACUGGCCUUCAUGGCCUAUGACAGGUAUGUGGCCAUUUGCUAUCCUCUGAACUACAUGGUCCUCAUGAGGCCCAGGCUCAUGGUGUAUGUGACAGGUGUGACUUUCCUCUUGCUCCCUCUUUCUGUCAUUGUUGCCUCCUAUACACUAAUCCUACUAACUGUGCACCACAUGCCCUCAAAUGAGGGGCGUCAGAAGGCCCUCAUCACCUGCUCUUCCCACCUGACUGUGGUCGGGAUGUUCUAUGGAGCUGCCACAUUCAUGUACGUCCUGCCCAGUUCUCUCCACAGCCCCAAGCAGGACAACAUCAUCUCUGUUUUCUACACAAUAGUCACCCCAGCCCUGAACCCCCUCAUCUACAGCCUCAGGAAUAAGGAGGUCAUGGGGGCCUUGAGGAGGGUCCUGGGGAAAUACAUGCUGCCGACACACUCUACCAUCUAG